AGUGCCCGAUGCCAUCGCGAUAAAUCCACGGGUCAUCGGUACAGGCUCCUCCAUUUGGGCGCGGGAAAAGUAGAAAAUAUAGUUAUACCAAGGCAGUAAACCCCCGGCAUAAAAAACUAUCCAAGUAGUGCAAGAUAGGCGUUUUGCAACACUGCAACAGCGAGCACUUGACAACACUGGCGACAGCAACGCUAAUAUCGCAAAAAAAUAAUUUUGUGGAGAAAAAUCACUUUUGACGUAAUAAAUACCUAAAGAAAAGCAUUCAAAAUGCCCAAGGGUCGCGUAAGCAAUGUGUGGCAGCACUACGAUAUUAACGAGGAGUGCGAAAACUUUGCGAUAUGCCGUUACUGCGGCAACAAUAUAUCGCGUGGUGGCAUGGCAAGCAAUUUGAAGGGCAACAAUACGACCAAUUUGUGGACGCAUCUGCGACACAAGCACAGGGACGAGGUCCUGGUCAGUCCGGUGCAGCAGCGUCCACAGGCCCGCAUGAUCCCGAUCAUCAAGAAAGACAAAACCGUGCGGAUUACCAAGGCCAAGACGCUGAGGGAGCCGCUGCGUGUGGCCAAGCCGAAGAUCGAUUCCAACGUCGCCAGUUAUCUGGGCGAGGCGGGUGCUCUGCCGCAAAAGUGGGAGGAGUACGAGCAGAACGAUGAGAUCAGCGAGGACAUCAAGGACAUCAUAUACAGUGAGGAUCCACUGUGCUACAGCCCCAUACACGUGAUGGAGGACGAGGGGCUUGACCAGCCCGAGAAGCAAGUGACCGUGCUUACGCAUUCGACUUCAUCAGCCGGUGGAAGCAGCAGGCCAAGCGCUGUGGGCUCGGGGGUACAAGCCACUGUGGUGGCCUCCACGUCCUCCAGCAACAACUCGGCCAAGCAGCUGAAGAACAACUUGGAGACGUCCAUCGACCGGCUGACCACCGUCAGCGAACAGCUCAGCUACAUCAUUCAACAGAAUCACGAGGAGCACACCAAGGACGACGACUACUAUUUUGCUCUAAGCUUGGUGCCCGUGAUGCGCCACCUUUCGCUCAGUCGGAAGAUGUACGUGCGGUCAAAGAUCCAGGAGAUACUGUUCAAGGAGAGUGAGGACUCGCUGCCCGCCAAGGAUGAGUAGGCGCUCCAUUAUAUACAUUAACCCAGAGGAAUAAGAAGACGAGGAACGAAAUAAAAACAACUGGGCAUCUCUGCGUGUUGUAAACUAGGUUAAUAAUUAUACAUAUGUUAUGUAAUCAUUCUUUUAUUAAGUGCAAAUACUUUGAUUAUUCAAUUAUAUUUCCCAUUUAACUUUUAUUUAAAACUCAAAACGAAAUAAAGCAUUACGAAAUAAGAAAAA
Drosophila santomea is the source of this 1335-nucleotide messenger RNA. RefSeq lists its product as uncharacterized. Lineage: Eukaryota; Metazoa; Arthropoda; Insecta; Diptera; Drosophilidae. The record is from RefSeq and is a predicted model, not a curated record. The coding region runs from base 268 to 1116 and encodes 282 amino acids. Gene Ontology annotation, molecular function: DNA binding. The transcript is spliced from 3 exons.